UUCUUUUUCAUUCUCCCGCUAUCUCUCUCUCUCUCUCUCUGUCUCGGGCCCUCGGCAGCCUGUUCCCACCUCUCCAGCUCUCUCUCUCUCGGCAGAUCGAAUCUCUCUCUCGGCAGACCACGGUUUCACACGGCGUCUCUCUCUGCAGACCGCUUGCCUCCGUCGUGCUCAAGAGGAUAAGUUUGGGUGUAGGUCAGAAGCUUGGGACCCAGGUCUAGAACGUGGCUUGUUUUCUACCCAUCAGAUUCAUGCCAUUGCUACCCAAAUUCCACCUUCCGUGAUUCGAUCGAGACUGGGGAGGAUAAGUUGUGCAGAACGAGUUGAAGAAUGCCAAAGGUGAAAACAAACCGUGUUAAGUACCCAGAUGGCUGGGAAUUAAUUGAGCCUACUCUUCGUGAACUGCAAGCAAAGAUGAGAGAAGCUGAGAAUGAUCCGCAUGAUGGUAAGAGAAAAUGUGAGACAUUAUGGCCUAUUUUUAAAAUAGCACAUCAAAAGAGUCGUUACAUUUUCGACCUUUACCACCGGAGGAAGGAAAUAUCCAAGGAAUUGUAUGAGUUCUGUCUGGAUCAAGGCUAUGCUGACCGCAAUCUAAUCGCAAAGUGGAAAAAGCCGGGGUAUGAACGUCUCUGCUGCUUACGAUGCAUUCAACCACGGGAUCACAAUUUUGCUACCACAUGUGUGUGCCGAGUGCCAAAGCACCUGAGAGAGGAGAAAGUUAUAGAGUGUGUCCAUUGCGGUUGUGGGGGCUGUGCAAGUGGGGAUUAAUUCUUCUCUUCUUCCAAGAAUGGCAAGAUCUUUGUACCAUGUAUUUUUCAGCAAUCUGUGUAAACCUUCGCUUGUCUUAAUCAACCUGAGGCUGGACCUUUGCAACUGGUAUUAGGGUAUCUUGCUAACUGUGGUUGCUGUGACAAAUUGUUUUGAUACCAAACAUAACUUAAAAGCAUAGUUGGAAAAUCUUGCCCACUUUUCAAGUUUGUCGUCAUAGAAUUGUGUAAGAUAUUUCCUACUAUCAAGGGUUGCAUGCUACUUAUUGUGCUGUAAUUGUUAUAGAACUAUGGUUCCUUAAUAUUUA
This is a messenger RNA of Corylus avellana, 1072 nucleotides long. RefSeq names its product protein BUD31 homolog 2. Lineage: Eukaryota; Viridiplantae; Streptophyta; Magnoliopsida; Fagales; Betulaceae. The record is from RefSeq and is a predicted model, not a curated record. Gene Ontology annotation, biological process: mRNA splicing, via spliceosome. Gene Ontology annotation, cellular component: spliceosomal complex; nucleus.